CACUGGAGAAGCCGGGGCUGCAGUGGUAAUACUCCUCAUUUGUUUGUGUCACACGGAGGAUUUAUUUGCAAGAGGAGUCCAGCUCCAAAGAGAAAAUGAACAGCCAAUAUAUGAGGCACGAGGUGCGGGGAUGUGAGACCAGUGACCUGAGGAACUUCUGGGAAAAGACCAUCGAGCAACAAACUCGGUACCUGCAAAACGAGAAGGAACGUCAGCGAAGAAGUGCUCUGACAAAGCUCAGAAAUGAAUGGAUGGAGAGACUGGAAAAACGGAUAAAGAUGUUGAGGACCCAACCUGAAGACCCAUCUAGCUGAAGAUCCCACACCCAUUACAUGCUGCAGGGAGGGGGGGGGAAGAAAAUUAUUUUGUAGGAAAGUGUGAUGGUGUGAUGCAAAAGCUGAAGUCAAUUUUACUUUGUGGCUUAAAUGAGCUAUAAUUAAUUAACUGUCAUUGUUAGAAGUUUCAUAUGUGAAAUCUCAAUUGCUGCUUUUAAGAUUAUGCAUCCAUCCCAUUGUUUGAUAAAUGGAAAAGGUAGUACUCUGAAGUAUUUAACACUAAUAAAUCAUGCUUCACUGAGUUGUAGAUGGCUAGAAAAA
This is a messenger RNA of Manacus vitellinus (golden-collared manakin), 596 nucleotides long. RefSeq names its product protein FAM240B-like. Bases 96 to 314 code for a protein of 72 amino acids. Lineage: Eukaryota; Metazoa; Chordata; Aves; Passeriformes; Pipridae. The transcript is spliced from 3 exons. The record is from RefSeq and is a predicted model, not a curated record.